GGCAUUUUUCAUUAUACGCGUUAGGUUACUCCAGGGUCGGCGAUUCUACUUUCCAGCGCCCUGGGCGCCGUUGUGGGAUAAGGUUCGACUCUGCAAGCGGGGAAAGCGAAGUUCCUGUGAGGAUGAAGCUGGUGCAGUGGCCCGUGUUCAUUGCUGGGCUCAUGUGGGGAGUUCUGCUGGCAUGGGCAGAAGGAGAUGGUUAUGAUGUGGGCGGAUUUGGAGGAGGCCAGGCCGAUCUUGACUGUUCUGGAGCAGGUCAGGGAGGAGCCGGAUGUGGCUGUGGCUGUAUGUGUCCAGCGCCCAGAGGACCACGGGGAGGCCCAGGACCCAGAGGCCUGCCCGGACCUGGAGGUCCGGAGGGAAUCCAGGGACCAAAAGGAGACAUGGGGAUGCCGGGACUGCCGGGGGAUCAGGGCAUGAAGGGACACCAGGGAUUAAGAGGACCACAAGGCCCUACAGGUCCUCCAGGGCCAAGUGGGCCUGAAGGCCCGGCUGGUCGGCCGGGGGAUAAAGGCUUCAAGGGCGACCAAGGCUUACCCGGCAAGGGCGGGGAGAAAGGAUUACGGGGAAUGCAGGGUUUACCCGGGAUACCAGGAGAACCGGGGAUGCUUGGUGAGCAGGGACCUAUGGGUAUGCCUGGUUUGUGUGGUCCUAAGGGUGACAAAGGUCAUCCAGGAUUACCAGGUCAACCGGGACAGUCAAUUGAAGGCAGACCCGGUCCACCCGGCCCACUGGGACCUCGCGGUGAUAAAGGUGACUCGGGGCUGCCGGGCGCUCCUGGACCGUCAGGAAUAACUGUCAAGGGAGACCGGGGAGAGCCCGGGCAAGGAGGGCUGCCAGGUCAGCAGGGCCCUCCUGGUCUGCCUGGAUUAAGAGGUCCACCUGGUGAAGCAGGUCGGGACGGUUUCCCAGGACUCAAAGGUGACAAGGGGAUAGGCAUCCCAGGUCAGCCGGGUCAGCCCGGGUUGCCAGGCGAACAGGGGCGGCCAGGCUUCCCGGGGGCCAAGGGACACGCAGGCCUCCCCGGUCCCGCAGGUCCAGCUGGAGCACCAGGGUUUGGCAGGAAGGGAGACAUCGGUCUGCCAGGUCCGCCCGGCCUACAGGGGCCGUCAGGACUGCCAGGUCAGAAAGGAGACCAGGGAUAUGGGCUUCCAGGACCUCCGGGCAAGGCAGGCCUUCCAGGUGCUCCCGGGUUUCCAGGUGUUAAAGGAGACAUGGGUUACCCUGGAGAAGCUGGUACAAACAUGUACCUCAUAACUCGUCACAGCCAGACCAUUCAGGUACCAGAGUGUCCAUUUGGUACCAAGAAGAUGUGGGAAGGAUAUAGUUUGUUACACAUGGAGGGCAAUGAAAGAGCACAUGGACAGGAUUUAGGUAUGUCAGGAUCAUGUCUUCCCAAGUUCAGUCCAAUGCCAUUCCUCUUCUGUGACAUCAACUUCAUGUGCAACUUUGCCAGUAGAGACGACAAAUCCUAUUGGCUCUCCACUGUCGCCACCCAACGAGAUCUUCCAGACAAACCCUUGAAAGGAAGAAGGAUGUUGGAUAUCAUCAGCCGGUGUGUGGUGUGUGAAACCAAAUCUGUGGUCAUGGCUGUGCACAGCCAGGCUCCGACCAUCCCUGACUGUCCCAUGGGCUGGAUGAACGUCUGGACAGGCUACAGUUUCCUCAUGCACACGGCGGCAGGUGAGGGUUCGGGCCAGGCCCUGCACAGCCCCGGCAGUUGUCUGGAGAAGUUCCGCCCAGCGCCGUUUGUUGAGUGCCACGGAGCCCAGGGAACCUGCCAUUUCUUCGCCAACAAGUUCAGCUUCUGGCUGGCGUCCUUACCUGACUUCUACACCCCCGAACAGAACCCCGCCGCCUACGAAGCUACCAGUGGCUACGUUACAGAGAUGCCCAAAGUCGGCUUACAACUCAAUGACAUAGAAAUGAGAAUCGGCAGGUGCAGAGUUUGUAUGUGGGGGGGAUAGUUGUUCACAUGUAACCAAUGGCUGUGUUUGUCAACACGUGUGCAGCAGUGAUUACCUUGAAGUAAGAAGGGUAUCAGAACUUCAUGGGUUGGAUCAACAUUAAUAUAGCUACAACUGGACACAUGAAGUAGUAAGAAUUAGGCUCAGUUGUACAAGAGUUCACAGAUUGUACAAAUUGGUCAUGUUAUGAUAGGAACUGGCAAGGGUAAAACAACUUCUUAAGUAUUAUACUGAGAUACUAAGUUUGUUGAUAAGAUUUGGAAUAUUUGUAUUUAAACUAUGAUAUUUUCUGUCAUGGAAGUAAGCUUUUCCAACAAGAGCUUAGAUCCCAGUUUACACAAUAGAGUUGUUAUGGCAAGCUGCUUUGUUUACCAGAUCUUGCUGCUUGUUUGUAAUAAUCCAUACAUGUGUGUGACAUUCUUUACUAUAAUAGGAACUAGAUAGUGGUGAUCGCAGAAUGUAUGGACCAGUAGGUACUCUGAUAUUCACCGUGCAUCCUUAUUGUCACUUGUGGUGCUACAUGUAAAAACGACAUGAUGUUAUAUUUACAGGGUAGACAUUUGGGCAAUACCGUGCGCUGCCCCAUGCCCCUGUUCUACUACCAU
Branchiostoma belcheri (Belcher's lancelet) is the source of this 2572-nucleotide messenger RNA. RefSeq names its product collagen alpha-3(IV) chain-like. The record is from RefSeq and is a predicted model, not a curated record. Lineage: Eukaryota; Metazoa; Chordata; Leptocardii; Amphioxiformes; Branchiostomatidae. Gene Ontology annotation, cellular component: collagen trimer. Gene Ontology annotation, molecular function: extracellular matrix structural constituent. The transcript has 22 exons. Bases 123 to 1967 code for a protein of 614 amino acids.